GAAGUGCCCCUGUCAGAGCAUUACUGUGACAUCCGGUCGAGGAGUCGAUGACUGAGCUCGGGUGAGAAAGGCAGCAAAUACAGAGUUCUAUCAAUGCAUGGACACGACUGAAUGAAACCGAAAGUGACUCAGCCCGAGACAAGGUGGCGAUCGGUCCCAGCCUGUGCAGUAGUUUACUCCUCCAGGUCUGGCAAUGAACAAGCAGCAGAGCAAGGAAAGCUUGAGGGACAAAGUCAAGGGCAUUUUCGGGCUUGGACCCCCUCGGCCACCAACGAAGCAGAGCGACACGAGACUGUCUGAGUUUAUAAUCACGACUGAGAUCAUCAAGGAGCUCCAGCCGGACUGCGGAUUGGGGAACCGUGUUCGCACAAUGAAUCAUGUAUGCGAUCUCGCCAAAACCAAAAAAUUUGAGGAGCAUGCAGUGGAGACGGUAUGGAAAGCUGUUGAGGAUAUGCUGACCCUGGAACAACCACCUGAAGCCAGACAUGCUGUCCUCCAGCUGCUGAGGGCGAUAAUACAAGGACAGGGUGAGCGGCUCGGCCCUCUGAGAGCCUACUUUUUUAAGGUGAUUCGAGACUACCAGCCGUGCAACGAGGACCUUUCUGAUAGGCUGGAAGUCUUCAAAGCCCUAACCGAGAACGGAAAAGACAUAACGUACCUGGAGGAGGACAUAGCACGCUUUGUCCUCCUGUGGAUGGACAUCGGACUCACCUCCGAUUUCCUUCACGUUCUUGUAAAUCUGGUGAAGUUUAACAGCUGCUAUCUGGACCAAAACGUGUCCGUCAUGGUCCAGAAAAUAUGUCUGCUGUGUAACAGAACGACUUCUUCAACAGAUAUCGAGGUGGCGCUCCAAGUUCUGGAUGCAGUGGUGUGUUACAACUGCCUGCCGUCAGACUCUCUCACAGUCUUCAUCAUCACGCUGUGUCGGACGGUCAACGUAAAGGAGUUCUGUGAAUCCUGCUGGAAGUUGAUGAGAAAGGUGUUGGGGACUCACCUCGGCCACAGUGCCAUUUACACCAUGUGCCGUAUAAUGGAGGAGAGGGUGUACAUGGAGGACGCUCCGCUGUUGAGAGGAGCUGUAUUCUUUGUUGGGAUGGCACUCUGGGGUGCACACAGACUGCCCGCCCUCAAAAACACACCGACACUUGUUCUGCCAUCGUUCUACAAGGCCAUGUCGUGUGCCAAUGAGGUGGUGUCCUAUGAAAUCGUCCUCUCCAUCACAAGACUGAUAAAGAAGUACGGUAAAGAGCUGCAGGUGGUCACCUGGGACAUCCUGCUGGGAAUCAUAGAGCGACUGCUGCAGCAGAUCCAGAUGAUAGGAAGUGCAGAGUUGAAGUCCAUUGUCUACGAGCUGCUGACCACCGUAGAGGAGCUGUACGAACAGAAUGGUUACCAUGGCUCUACAGAGAAGUUCUUCAGUCUGGUGGAGAAGUGUGCCGACAAGAGACCUGAUGCGUCAGUGCUGACCCUCAUCUCGUACAGGGCUCAGUCUAUUCAGCCAGCCAAGGAUGGCUGGAUUCAGAGCCUUCACCGCCUCAUGGAGAAGUUCUUCAGAAACGAGAGUCGCAGCGUGAUAAGGAUUAAAGUGCUUCACAUCCUGUCCUUCGUUCUCAGUACCAACCGGCAGCUGUAUGAGGAUGAGUUGAUAGAAAUGGUAGUGAUCCCCCAGCUCAGUGGGAUAGCUGAAGACCGGGAUCUGCCGGUCAGAAAACAGGCUACCCAGCUGCUGGUGGACCUCGCUGAGGGCUGCAACACGCACCACUUCACCAGCCUGUUAGACAUCAUUGAGCGGGUGGCCAGUCGCUCUCUGGUGUGUCCAGGACCCCUGGAGGUUACAGAAAGAGACCCCACCGCCGAGUCUCCCAUGGAGGACGUCAGGACUGCUAUACUGGGCCUGCUGGAAAUCCUGCAGAGCAAGCUUUACAGCCUACCAGCCAGUCACGCUAGUCGUGUGUAUGAGUUGCUGAUCAGUCAUCUGCAGCUUCACUACAAGAACAAGUACUGUUCAGCUAUUGCUUCCAGUAUUAGACUGCAGGUGUUUGACUUCUUCCUGAUGAUGCGAGCAGACUCUCUUCAUCGUCUCGGAGUGCCCAACAAAGACAGGGCCAUGAGGUUCAGCCCUUAUUGCUACUGCGACACAGGGGAGCCUGAGAAGCGUGUGAGUGAAAAGAAACCUGCAGGUUCAACAUCUCCUCCUGCUGGCAGCCCUGCUCCCCCCACUGCUCCUUCUGCUUCAACAGCCACUAUACGCUCAGCCUACCUGCCCUAUGCACCUGCCUUCAGUGUUCUCCUGCAGUGCCUUAAGAUGGAAACAGACUGGAAGGUGCUGAAGCUGGUACUCGAAAAGCUGCCGUGGACGCUGCAGUACAAAGUUCUGCUGCUCACGUCCCCUUGUAGCUUGGAUCAGCUCUGCUCUGCACUCUGCUGCAUGGUGACAGAUCGAUUGAUCUCAGAGCGCCUGAAAAAGACCCCCGAGCAGUUCUCUCGCACUGAUGUUCAGCUGGCCGUGGUUCCUGUCCUCACAGCGAUCACUUCCUAUCAUAACUACCUGGAGCAGUCCAGACAGAGAGAGCUGGUUCAGUGCCUCGAGACCGGACUCAUUUACCGCUGUGCCAAGCAGUGUGUUGUGGCUCUCACAAUGUGCACCGUGGAGAUGCCCGACAUCAUGAUCAAGCUCCUCCCCGCUCUCAUCGUUAAGCUAACCCACAUCUCUGCAACCGUUGCCAUGGCAUCUCCUAUGCUCGAGUUCCUGUCCACUCUGGUGCGCCUACCCCAUCUCUAUGCCAACUUUGUAGCUGAGCAGUAUGUUAGUGUGUUUGCCAUCUCUCUUCCCUACACUAACCCUUCAAAGUUUAACCAGUACAUCGUGUCCCUGGCGCACCACGUGAUCGCAAUGUGGUUCAUACGCUGCAGACUCCCCUUUCGCAAAGACUUUGUUCAGUACAUCACAAAGGGAUUGCGUUCCAACGCCCUGCUGCCAUUCGACGACGGCCACGAGCAAAGUUCCUUUCGUGCCCGAAGCACCAGCCUGAACGAGAGGCCCAAGAGUCUGCGGGCAGCUAAAGUGGCGAGGGCGGCAGCGGCUGUAGCCAAUAGCAGCAGCUCUCCUGUUAAAGAGCUGAGGGACCUGUCAGCCAUGGACGCUUUCCGCUCCCGCAGCAUCAGUGUCUCGGAACAUGCGGUUCGCAGGAUGCACACCUCAACCACCACCUGCAGCCUGGGCUCUGCUGAUGAAAACGCGGUGACUCAGGCAGACGAGGGGUUAAAGACGGUCCACCUCGAGCUCACGGAGACCUGUCUGGACAUGAUGGCUCGAUACGUCUUCUCCAACUUCUCCGCUCUGCCCAAGAGGUCUCCGAUCGCAGAGUUCCUUUUGGCAGGGGGUCGCAGUAUGACUUGGCUGGUUGGUAACAAGCUGGUGACAAUAACAACCAGCGGUGGAGCCAGAACCCAAGCGCUGCUGGGCCUGGACAUGGCCGAACGGCUGGGAGGCGGAGGGGAAAUGACAAGGUCUGAUCCAUCACUGCACACCCGGAUUACCAAAGAGGCUCCAGCCAAACUGGAGUCUCAGUCAAGCCAGCAGCACAACAGAGCCACACGCAUACGAGUCCGCUCCAUGUCAGGUGGCCACGCUCUACGUGCCGGUCCUACUCAGAGCCUGAGUCCUCUGGUGUCCCCCUCUGAGGGGGAACUAGCUGCUCCCCUCUCCCCCCCCUCAAGUUCCAACCUGGACAGUCUUGGUCCUCCCUCCUCCGCCUCUGCCACCCCGUCUGCUCCUCAGCCUCUCAAGGACAACCCAAGUCUGGCCGAGUUUGUCCCCAUGCUCACACAGGGCUGGGCAGAGAUCUUCAUUCGGAGACCAUCUGGUAACACUAGCUGGCUGAUGUGUCUGGAGAACCCACCUAGUCCCUUCUCCUCUGAGCUGGGCAACAUGCCGCUGCAGGAGCUCUCCAGUGUCCUCAUGGCCAUGGAGGGUGUGAAGGAUCCUCCAAUCCAGACAGCCAGCGCACCCGCCAGCACCGCUGCUCCUGCACCAGCCACUGUUUCUGAACCCCUGACCCAAACACACAGCAACGUCGGAGGGAAGGCACACCUGAUCCAGCGCUCAAAUACUGACUCUGUUGUGGUGCUGGAGGAGGGCUCAGGCGUCACCACAGCACCUACCCCAUCUGAUUGGCUAGAGAGCGAAGAGUUUGAACCAAUGACGUCUGAUCCGAUCUUCAUGUCUGCAGACAAGUUCACAAAGAUCCCGCCACCUGGAUCGCUCAGCAGGUCCUCCUCCACUUCCAGUCAAGACGAUGAGAAGUCGACACUGGAGGAAGUGAGCGAAGGAGCGAUUCCCAUCGAUCAGCCCACUGCUGGACCCUCCACCCCAGGCAGCCAGGGUCCCGAGCUUCCCUUCCAAGCCCACCCUCAGUCCCAGGGUCAUGGACUCAACAAGUCCAGCUCCUCUCCUGAGCUCCAAACCUUACCUGAAGCCUUCUCCAAGGCCGCUAUGGAGUCCGAGAUCACGAUGGGAGAUGCAUCAUGGCCCAAAGCACCUUUAGACAGCAAGCCCCAGCCUCAGCCCCAGCAGCCUCAUGCAGAGAAAGAGAAGGUGGAGGGAAGCACAGGGGAUGUGACUAGCCUUGGAGGUCAGAGUCAAGUGGGUGAAGGCCCAGGAGUCAUUUCAUCUCAAAGUGGAGGAGGAGGAGGAGGAGGAGGAGGAGAGGAGGAGGAGGAGCAG
Labrus bergylta (ballan wrasse) is the source of this 4726-nucleotide messenger RNA. NCBI's taxonomy places the organism in Eukaryota, Metazoa, Chordata, Actinopteri, Labriformes, Labridae. The record is from RefSeq and is a predicted model, not a curated record.